ACUGUUUGCUGGGACCCUGGUAGCGCAUCUCUCGGCGGCUGGGGAGAAUUCGUGAGUCGGUGAGCCGCCUCGACAGUUCUCCCCCUGUCCCCUUUUUGUUACCGUCUCUGUGGCGUACGUCGGCCAUAGCUGGGGCGACCUUCAGACGUGAUAAACAUGCCGGUCCGGACCGAGUGCUGCAGUACCGCCUGUGCGGCCUUUAUAGCCUCGGCCUCGCUUAUCCCGCCUCCCCCAAUCAACACGCAGCAGCCGGGUGUCGCCACCUCGCUCCUGUACAGCGGCUCCAAGUUCCGCGGACACCAGAAGAGCAAAGGGAAUUCGUACGAUGUCGAGGUUGUUUUGCAGCACGUUACGAUGGAAGACUCGUACUUGUGCGGGUACCUUAAGAUCAAAGGACUGACAGAGGAGUACCCAACACUUACUACAUUCUUCGCUGGAGAAAUCAUCAGCAAGAAACGCCCCUUUUUAACACGGAAAUGGGAUGCAGACGAAGAUGUUGAUCGCAAACAUUGGGGCAAGUUCCAAGCUUUUUAUCAGUAUGCAAAAACAUUUAACUCUGAUGAUUUUGAUUAUGAAGAGCUGAAAAACAGUGACUAUGUCUUCAUGAGGUGGAAGGAGCAGUUUUUAGUCCCAGAUCACACAAUCAAGGACAUCAGUGGUGCUUCCUUUGCAGGGUUUUAUUACAUCUGCUUUCAGAAAUCCACAGCUACCAUUGAGGGCUAUUACUAUCACAGAAGUUCAGAAUGGUACCAGUCCUUGAAUCUCACGCAUGUUCCCGAACACAGUGCUCCCAUAUACGAGUUCCGGUGACACCAGUGCAGCGAUGGCUCCAGCAGAGAAGGACCUUCGGCGCGGUCUCGCAGAUCAUGUAAAGAAGAGGGAGAGAAACGCAAUGAGCGGUCAGGUCGUUUGGGUAGCAGGCUGGUCUUCUCUGCUGAGGAACAGGAGACAGACUCGAGGGACAGAUGGGCAGAGUGGCCAUCGGGAAGCGGGCAAAUCGCACGCCUGGCUGGGAUCUGGAAUGUUGUCUGGGAUUUUGCGCCACGUUUUUCUUUCGUUCUAUUUUAAUCUCUGGUUUUUAAGAUACCUUUUUGUUUACCUGCACUCUUGUUAAGGUCUCUCUACUUUCUAAGUUGAGAUCUUUUUUUUUUCUUCCAAAAAUGGAAAAAAAAGAACAGCUGAAGUUGCCUCUUUUUGCAUCCAGGAUGUUUGCAGUCCCCGCAGUGGAAACACCUGUAACGUUUUUUCUUUUUCUUUGAUUUGGAGACUGUGCUUCAUUCGGGGAGUUAAAACUUGCUUUUUAAUAACUUUGUGUUUAGUAAAAGAGUGAUGCCUGUUUAAGCUGAGACGACACGUGGAGAAAAUGUCAUUAAGCUGCAGAGCAGUUUUAAUGGAUAAGGGCCUUAAGGACUACUACACUGCUGUUGAGAGCAGUAAAUCGGUAAGGAGUUUGUUUUGCAAGAAGACGUCAAAGCAAUGACUGUGUGCUGUGUCUAGGCUGGCAUAUAAAACAACUUGGUGUCUGAAGGUUUCACGCUGGAACUCUGAGCUGUGUGGCUUCGGCACCCCGCCACACCUAUAUUCUGGCUAGUUGACAGUUUUUUUUAAGAACAAAUGUAAUGAAAAUGUGUUAUUUAUACCUGGUCUUGAGUUCAAGGUAAGACGUGAUACAGAAGGCUAGCUGUAUGUUAAAACUCACCCGUUACCAGUCCAUAGAGGCAUUCAUUUUUAUGGCCAUCAGACCCGUUUUGAUAAACAAUUUCCUCUCUGCAACAAUGAGUUGGUUUUUGCUUAUGCUCCACUGAUAUCUCCUAACUCUCAUCUAUGCAACAUAAAACAAAUCACUGCAAGAAACGGCAUGGUUUUCCUUUAAAAGUUAACAGCUCAUUUUUAUUUUCAGAAAUGGAUUUUUAGAAAUUAGUAUUGCAAUGAAACUAAUUCUAGCCGUAAAAGUAUUUAUUUAAAAAUAUAUGAAUAUAUAACUAGAAAUAUAUAUGAAAAAUUAUAUCUUACUUUUUCAAGCACUUUCCACAGUGCCUCCCUGCCCUUCCAGGUCCUCUGCUUUUGAAUGCCCUGGGCGGAGUGGGCAACGUUUGGAUGGAUGCAGGCCGGUCUUGCGUACGGGAAGGCAGGAGAAUCUGUAGGACUCGCGCGACACUGUGUGGUGGAGCAACAGUAUUAUCUACCAGGCUGCUCUGCAGGACUGUGCAGUUAGUCCCCGGAGGUAUCUGUGCCACCACCUCUUCAGCAAACGCAGGGAGAAGCGUUCUUCAAGAGCUGUGCUAGGGUUAGACAGGACACCUUCAGUCUCUGAACCACAAUGGAGUUGUCUAGAAGGUUAGUAAGAGGUUCUUGCCCCACACUGUUGACCACUAGUGACCCAAAUCCCUUUUUUGUUGCAAAUUUGAGCCAAAUGCUCCAUCUACUUUAUCACUGGAAAACAAAGUUUAGGUAUUUGUUGUCUGUGGCAGGAUUACAUUGUAUUCUUUAUACAAUUAUAAAUAAUUGUAUAAAUGUUUUUUGAAUAAAUUGCUUCCUUUAUAUCUACAAUGGAAAAUAUAUACUGGUCUAUAUAAAACAUUGGAAUUUGGGGUGCAGAAAAAGCUUUUCCUGUUCAGUGAAAAGUAGUCUACCCACAUCUUCUCCAGUCCCUGAAGCCAUUUCUUUCCAUGGAUAAAAUCGUGUGUGAGGGAGAGAGGGCAGCUGUAGACACUGACGGAGAAGGAGUGAAGGCUGGGAGUGUUGUAACGAGCUAGAUUUUGGGGAGAGAGAUGUCUGCGGCAAAGCAUGUUUUUUGUUAAUAUUUAAACAUGCCAAUCAAAGCAAUGCUAAAAAAACACGUUAUUAUUGAACACUGCUUACAGAAAUGGUUUGACAAGUUUCUUCAAUUUAAAAUUAUUUUAAAAAGGCUUAAAAAUUAAAAAUCUACUAAACUUAAUUUCAAUUAAAAAUAUUUUUCAAAUAAACCACAACUUGCUAAUGAAUCCCUUGAUGAAUUAGAUGAGAAUCUUGGAAGGGAAUUUAUGAUUCUGUUUUCCACCAGAACAAAAAAGUUCUCCAUUAAGUUGUAACAUUCCAGAUUUUACUAGUUUCAAUGUUUCAUCUUUACCCAAAAACCACUCACACAGGUGCAGGGGGCAGCUUCAUUGCAUUCAGAAUUGUGCUGGUCUUGGAUAACAAGUGACCAUGCAAGUAAAUCUCUUAAUUUACCUACCUCAAAGGUCAAUUAAUGAAACAAGUGCCACUUUGUAUUGACUGCUAACAGGUGAUGAUGGAGAUAUAGGGCGGACAGGCUUUAAGGAAAUGAGAGUCCGGGCAACACUAAGUUGGUUUGAGUGUAGUGUUCACUUUUACAUGCUUUUCUGCAGUGCUCAUGGAGAUGUAUACAGGAACAAAUUAAAUUUCUUCAGUGCAUAAAUACCCUGUAAAAUAAAGAAAAGUACUUUUGUAAAUAUGGGACUGCAUUUGUCAUAUAUUGGAAUUACUGUAUUCCCUGCAAGACCUAAGGAUUUUUGUAUUGCUUUGUGAUAAAUUUGGGGAAAAUGGCUGAUGGAUUUUAAAGGUUUCAUAAAACUGCAAACUGAAGCACAAGGGUAAAAUGAGGCUGCCAGAAGCUGGACAGUGGAAUGUAUGUGGAGGCAAAGACGAGCUCCUGUUUUGACACUGUGGUCAAGAUGGGCUUUUUGUACAGGGAGAGCAAUGGUUUAUGAAGGUGUUGGAAAAAAGUUUUAAAAAAGAGAGGAAGUGCAAUUCAAUUGGCAUUUCAAUAAAAAGGGUUAUUGUGAAAAUGUU
Messenger RNA from Lepisosteus oculatus (spotted gar), 3792 nucleotides. RefSeq names its product GID complex subunit 4 homolog (gene gid4). Gene Ontology annotation, cellular component: GID complex. The record is from RefSeq and is a predicted model, not a curated record. NCBI's taxonomy places the organism in Eukaryota, Metazoa, Chordata, Actinopteri, Semionotiformes, Lepisosteidae. Gene Ontology annotation, biological process: protein catabolic process in the vacuole; negative regulation of gluconeogenesis; protein targeting to vacuole.